Molecule: messenger RNA, 7513 nt
Organism: Loxodonta africana (African savanna elephant)
Lineage: Eukaryota; Metazoa; Chordata; Mammalia; Proboscidea; Elephantidae
Product: ret finger protein-like 3
Exons: 1
Coding region: 115-960 (281 amino acids)
Molecular function (GO): protein binding
Source: RefSeq, a predicted model, not a curated record
GAACGCUAACCUCCUCCAUAAAAGGCCCUUUUGCAUCUACUUCCCACAAGAGCUGAGCUACUGGUUGGUGGAAGCAGCUGGAGCCAGAGGAAAAUCCAGGGCACGAGAGUGAACAUGGCUAAACACUUCGAAGAGGCAAGCAGAUGUCCCAUGUGCCCGGCCUAUAAUGAGAACCCCAUGUACCUGAAAUGUGGAUACCUCUGCUGCCUCCAGUGCAUCAACUCCCUGCAAAAGGAGCCCCAUGGCGAGGGUGUGCUGUGCCCUGUCUGCCCUGUGGUCUCUCAGAAGGACGACAUCAGGUCCAAUUUUCAGCUAGGAAAGCUGAUCUCCAAGAUCAUGGAACUGGAGCCCCAAAUGAAAAAGAUUCUGAAGAUGAACCCAAGGAUGCUCAGGUUCCAAGUGGACAUGAUCUUGGAUGUGGACACAGCUAACAACCUCCUCACCAUUUCUGCUGACCUGAGGACAGUCCGCUGUGGGCGUUUCAAGCAUCAGCUGACAGAGCACGUGGAGAGAUUCGACUACGCCUUGUGUGUCCUGGGCUCCACUCGGUUCACUUCCGGCCGCCAUUACUGGGAGGUGGACGUGGGAACAAGCCAAGAUUGGGUUCUGGGCGUUUGCAGAGAAUCUGCUCGUCGAAAAGGAAAGAUUCAGCUGUCUACAGAACGUGGAUUCUGGACGGUGGGUUUGAGAAAAGGAGGCUACUUCUUUGCCAGCAUCACGCCUGCCUUGGAGCUCUGCGUGGACCCCAACUUAGGCCGCGUGGGCAUUUUCCUCGAUAUGGACAUGGGAAGCUUGUCCUUCUUCAACAUGAGUGAUGGAUCCCAUGUCUUCACAUUCACCGAGAUUUCAGCUUCACAGACUCUACGCCCAUUUUUUGGUCCUUCAGUUUCAAGUAAUGGUCAUCAGGGCUCCCUGAGUAUCUGUCCUGUGAUGAAUUUUUAUUACUUUAAAUUCAACUAGUAUGUUAAGGAGGCUGUGAAUAAAUAAACAUUGGGGCGUAUGGAAAAAUAAAAUUGCAUGCUAAUACUAAAAGUUUCUUGAGUAACAACAAAUCAUAAUAUUAGUAAAAAUAAUUAUAACACAAUCUUAUAUGUGUUUAAUGCUUUGGUAUUUAUAACACCCUUUCUUGCCUACACAAUCUCAUCUGAUUCUAGAAUACGGGAUAGUUAGAGAAUAUUUUCAUGAGUAAGUGAGUGAAUUAAUGAAUGAAUGAAUGACUUGGAGGCUAUUUGGUGGAGGGAAACAACUAUGAGAGGGCUUUGGGGAAGGAAUUUCGUUCAGCUGCUAGUAAGAUCCAAAAGACCAGUAACUGUUAUGAGUUGAAUUAUGUCCCUCAAAAAUAUGUUUUAAAUCCUAACCUCUAUGCCUGUGGUUGUAAUCCUAUUUGAGAAUGGAUUGUCUUUGUUACUUUAAUGAGGCAGGAUUAGCGUAGGGUGUAUUUCAAGUCAAUCUCUUUUGAGAUAUAAAAGAGAUUAAACAAGCAAACAGAAGGGGAGGGAUGCCAAACCACAUGAAGACUCCCCAGAAGCAGAAGCUCAGAGACAAGGACCUUCCUCCAGAGCUGGCAGAGAGAAAGAAAGCCUUUCCCUGGAGUCAGCAACCUGAAUUCCAACUACUAGGCUCCUAAACUGUGAAAAAAUAAAUUUCUGUUAAACCACUGCUUGUAUCUCUGUUAUAGCAGCACUAGAUACCUAAGACAGUGACCUAAGCAAGAUAGAGGCUUAUUUUCCACUCACAUGAUAAACAUAAAACGCUGACAUGACCUAAUACCGACAAGCUGGAGCUGCAGGAACUCUCAUCCAUUGCUGGUGGGAAUGUAAAAUGGUACAGCCACUUUGAACGACAUUCUGGAAGUUUCUUACAAAGCUAAAGGUUAGGCUUAAUAUAUGACCCAGCAGUCAUACUCCUAGGUGUUUACCCAAAUGAACUGAAAACUUAUAUCUACACCAAAAACUACCCAUGAAUGUUUAUAGCAGCUUUAUUCAUAAUUGUCAAAAAUUGGAAGCAGCCAAGAUGUCCUUCAAUAGGUGAAUGGAUUACCAAACUGGUGCAUCAAUACAAUGGAGUAUUACUCAACUAUAAAAAGAAAUGAGCUAUCAAGCCAGAAAAAGACAGAGAAAUCUUAAAUGCAUAUUGCUAAGUGAAAGAAGCCAGUCUGAAAGCUACAUACUGUAUGGUUCCAACUAUAUGACAUUCUGGAAAAAGUAAAACUAUAGAGAGAGCAAAAAGAUCAGUGGUUGCCAGAGGUUGCGGCAGGGGGAUAAACAGAUGAAGCACAGGGCACUUUAAGGCUAGUGAAAAUAUUCUAUGUGAUAGUGUAAUGACAUACAUGACAUUAUGUAUUUGUGAAGACUCAUAGAGCUAUGCAAAAAAAGAGUGAACUCUAAUGCAAAGUACAGACUUUAAUUAAUAAUAAUGUAUUAAUAUCGGUUAAUCAAUUGCAACAAAUGUACCACCCUAAUACAAAAUGGUAAUAGUAGGAGAAACUGUGUGCAGGGGGGAGGGGUUGUUAUGGAUUGAAUUGUGUCCCCUCAAAAUGUGUAUUAAUUUGGCUAGGCCAUGAUUACCAGUAUUGUAUGAUUGUCUACCAUUUUGUCAUCUGAUGUGAUUUUCCUAUGUGUUGUAAAUCUUAUCACUAUGAUGUUAAUGAGAUGGAUUAGUGGCAGUUAUGUUGAUAAGAUCUAUAAGAUUAGACUGUGUCUUAAACCAAUCUCUUUUGAGAUAUAAAAGAGAGAAGUGAGCAGAGAUUGACAAGCCUUUCUUCCUAGUCCAUCUUAGUCUGGAACUCUUGCUGAAACCUGUUAUUGUUUUAUAACUUCCUUUUAUUUCCCUCUUUACAUUUGUUAUGGAUUGAAUUGUGUCCCUCAAAAAUGUGUGUCAACUUGGCCAGGCCAUGAUUCCCAGUGUUGUGUGGUUGUCCACCAUUUUGUAAUCUGAUGUGAUUAUCCUAUGUACUGUAAAGCCUAACCUCUAUGAUGUUAAUGAGGCAGGAUUAGAGGCAGUUAUAUGAAUGAGGCAGGACUCAAUCUAUAGGACUAGGUUGUAUAUUGAGUCAAUCUCUUUUGAGAUAUAAAAAAGAGGAGAGAGACCUCAUACCACCAAGAAACAGGAGCUGGGAGGGAGCACAUUCUCUGGACCCGGGGUCCCUGCGCUGAGAAACUGAAGUAGAGAAAAUAUACUUUCUAGUGUUUUAGUAUAGCUGAAUAAACUGUGAUUAAUCUCUAGUCUUUGAAACAUAAUUACUUGCUCUGGAAAUCUGUCUCACAAUUGUUCCUUUAAAGAAAAAUAAUCAAUUUUUUGUUGUUGAUUAAACCAUGUUCCUCUCCCAGGGGGCAAAACACACAGGACUGAGGUAGCUGAACAAAACUCAAAUCCAUCUUGUGACUGAAACUAGGAUGGCGUGAAGAGACUUGCAAAACUUCAAUAAUAGAUCACUUUAUCAUUAUGUCCACCUCAGAGAAGAAUCAACAUUCCUGGAAAUCUCUAAACCCUGACCUCCUCCCUAUAAAACCCUCCAGUUAGCCCUUUAGACUUAGACAGAAUUUGGGAGGAACUUAUCCCCUCUGUCUCUUGAAUACCGGUAUUCAAAUAAAGCCUUCUUACUGCUUACUUCCUCCUGUCUCAGUAUUGGCUUUGUGGAAGGUGGCUCGAAUCCACGAUUUGCAGUAACAAAACUCCUACAUCAGGGAAGAUUGAUGACAAGGACCUUCCUCCAGAGCCUACAGAGAGAGAGAGAGAGAAAGCUUUCCCCUGGAGCUGGAGCCCUGAAUUUGGACUUCUAGUCUCCUAGACUGUGAGAGAAUAAAUUUCUCUUUGUUAAAGCCAUCGUUUGUGGUAUUUCUGUUAUAGCAGCACUAGAUAACUAAGAAUAUUAACCGGGGCAUUUUAUGAUUUAAUUACGUGAAACUAGACUGUAGAUUGGUUACAUUAUCUAUGAAUGCUAAAGGUGAGUUGCAAAAUACUUAUUUUAAGAAAGGGUCAUUGAGCCAGAUAGGGUUGAGAAAAAGCGUAGGUGACUCACAGUAUAGGGCAAUAAAUACUACCUAUUUAUUAUUAUUAUUAUUAUUACAGUUAUUAUCACCUUUCAUCACCCCCAGUCACAAUGAGGUUGAGGGCCAUGGAGAUUGGUCCUGCUGUGAGUCAUUGGUGUGCUCCUGGAGGAGAGGGCUCUCGGCCUGAAGCCAGUUCCCCAGGGGGAGGUGGCAGAGAGUGACGCAAGCCUGGUUUCCAAGAAACCUCCACCCUGCUACCACUUCUCCUGCCCGCUUCUCUGGAGCAGGAAGUCCCUUGAGGAAGUGCCUCUUUCCCUUGAGCCCUGGAAGCCCCCAUGAGCUACCUACUAAGUGUGCUGGCCAUGUAGCUCCCACUAACCACACCAGCCUGGGUUUUGCCCCCAGCCGGGGAGGCCCAGCCAGCCAGGCACCAAAGCUGCUAAGCCAACAGUCCAGGCAGAGCUGACAUCAGCGGGUCCUCCGCAGCCCGGGCGGGGGAGGGGUGCGGCUGGCCUGGGAGCCAGCUGGUCUCACCCCCAGGGGAAGUGAGGAGGAGAGGGAGAGGGGAGGAGAUGGACAGGCCUGGACCUGGAAAGGCGCCUGCGGAGCUGUGACUCCACCAGGCCGUAGUCACCUGGGGAACACUGCUGGAAGGAGGAAUGGGACACAGUGUUGCUACCCUGCUUGGAACCUUUCAGUGGCAUUGAAGACCUCUGCUUACACCUCCAUCCUCAUCUCCUGCCAUUCCCUGUGAUGCAUGGGACCUUCCCACGGAACUACUUAUAGUGCCCUCCAAAGGCCAUGCCUAUGUGCUUCCGGGCUUACAAUUCUUUGCCUGAAUUGCCUUUCUCCGGCUCAUCUAGCUAGAGGCAUCCUUAAAAAUGUCACCUCUUCCCCUCCGGCCUUCUCGUCCUUGCCCCUGGGCUGAUGCGCUCAUUUGGUCUCCUAUACAGGGUUGAACUAGGUGUGUUAUUGUUUGUUUAUAGGGUCCUGAUGAGUUGGAAUCCUCUCAAUGGCAGUGGGUUUUAAUCUUUGGCUGGGGCGUGGACCUUGGGAAUGUCUUCAGUGCUGAGUUGAAGGGGUGUCUGGGGGGCUAUGCUUUCGGGGGUUUCUCCAGUUUCUGUCAGACCAGUAAGUCUGGUCUUUUUUUGUGAGUUUGAGUUUUGUUCUACGUUUUUCUCCAGCUCUGCCUGGGACCCUGAAAUGCAAAUGUUUUGCUGUAUUUAUUUCACCACAAUAAAAAUAAAAUACUCCUUCAUGGGGAAAAAAUAUAUGUAUGUCACCUUCUCCUGGUAGUAGUUCCCAAAUCAGACAGAAUUACUCAGUCUGGCCUUUGUCUAACCACAAAACCAAACCCUUUUUGGGUAGAUUCCGACACCGAAGGACCCGAUGUAGGGCAGAAUAGAACUGCCCCAUAGGGUUUCCAAGGAGCAGCUGGUGGGCUCAAACUAUUGGCCUGUUGGUUAGGAGCUGAGCUCUUAACCACUGCGCCACCAGGCUCUGUCUCAGGUGGACUGAAAUGGCCAUUUGUCUAGUAUAUCAUUGCUGUUAGUUGCUGUGGAGUUGGUUCCAACUCAUAGUGACCCUACAGGACAGACAGAGUGGAACUGCCCCACAGGGUUUUCCAAGGAGUGCCUGGUGAUUUGAACAGCUGGCCUUUUGAUUGGUAGCCGUAGCUCUUAGCCGCUACAUCACCAGGGUUUCCCUGUCUAGUAUAAACCCUCUGCCAUCUAGUGGAUUCCAACUCAUAGCAACCCUAUAUGACACAGUAGAACUGCCCCAUAGGGUUUCCAAGGAACACCUGGUGGAUUCAAACUACCGACCUUUCGGUUAGCAGCCAUAGCUCUUACUCACUACACCACCACGGUUUCCUAUCUGUCUAGUAUAGUGGUUUUUAAACUUUACUGUGCAUCCCAUUCACCCAGAAGGCUUGUUAAAACACUGAUUGCUGGGAUUCGUCCCCAGAGUUUUUCAUUCGGUAGGUCUGGGGUGGGGCCAAGAAUUUGCAUUUCUGCAAGUUCCCAGGUGUUGUUGAUGCUGCUGGUCCAAGAAUCACACUUCGAGAAUCACUGGUUUAAUACAAGAAAUUAUCAUCCCUGGGUAUUGUUGUUAGUCACCAUGGAGUUGAUUCCAACUCAUGGCGAACCCAUGUGUGCAGAGCAUAACUGCUCCAUAGGGUUUUCAAGGCUUUUGGAAGCAGAUCGACAGGACUGUCUUCUGAGGCCUCUGCCUUUGAGUGGACUCAAACCUUCAACGUUUGGGCUAGCAGCAGAGCACAUUAACCAACCUUUUGACUACCCACGGGCUCCAAACAUGGACCAGGUGUUGUAUUCUCAGUGUCAGUCUUAGAAGGUAUCUUGGUCACUUAGUGCUGCUAUAACAGAAAUACCACAAGUGAAUGGCUUUAACAAAGAGAAACUUAUUCUCUCACAGACCAGUAGGCUAGAAGUCCGAAUUCAGGGCGCCGGCUCCAGGGGAAGGCUUUCUCUCUCUGUUGGCUCUGGAGGAAGGUCCUUGAGAUGCAUCAGUCUUCCCUUGGUCUGGGAGCAUCUCAGUGCAGGAACCUCAGGUUCAAAGGACAUGCUCCACUUCUGCCACUGCUUUCUUGGUGGUAUGAGGUCCCCAUGUCUCUCUGCUCGCUUCCCUCUUUUAUAUCUCAGAAGAGAUUGGCUUCAGACACUACCUAAUCUUAUAGACCUCAUCAAUAUAACUGCCACUAAUCCAUCUCAUUACAUCAUAGCGAUAAGAUUUACAACACACAGGGAAAUCUCAUCAAAAGAUAAAAUGGUAGACAAUCACACAAGGGAAUCAUGACCUAGCCAAGCUGACAGCUAUUUUGGGGGGACACAAUUCAAUCCAUGACAGAAGGCAUAGGGUGGGGGAAGGAAGAAGAGGACUUUUUUUUCCUACCCCAGGCCACAGAAGGCCCAGAGUUCAGUGGGUAGUGAGGAGAUUCCUGCUCUGAUAAUUCAUCAUGUUGACGCAGAAAAGCACUUUAAAUGGCACAUUUCCUCUAAAUAUAUGCCUCAAGUUCCUAAGAGGAGCAUAAUUUAGAGACUCAAUCUGAAUCACAAUAAAGAGAAUGAAAAAUUUCCAGGGUCCCUGUGAGGUGUUUAAACAGGGCGAGAGAAAAGAAAAGUAUAUACAGACCAAUCCCAACCCCCUUAAACAGUCUCCAUCUGGAGGGGAAAGCUCAGCAAUGGCCUUUCAGCCUUCAGGCUCCCGUAAGUUUAUUUCCAGUAUCACGGAUGCUCUCAGCAACCCAAGCCUAGUCCUCUGCCAAAGGAACUUGAAGUCAGAAGGAAACUUCCAAAGAAUUUGGAAAUGGGAGCAGAGCCUCCCUCUAUCCAAAAGAAGGCAGAAUGAAGAAUCUGGGACCUGAAAUUCCCCAGAGAUUGAAAUAAAAUGCUUCUCAAUUGUGAAGGACCUGAACAGACAAUUCUCAAAAGAGGAUAAGCAAUGAACAAAUGUGGGGAUGAAUAUCAAACCCCAGUAGUAACUAAAGAAAUGCAAAUAAAACA